This is a messenger RNA of Solea senegalensis (Senegalese sole), 4226 nucleotides long. Its product is annotated as meiosis inhibitor protein 1. The transcript is spliced from 32 exons. The record is from RefSeq and is a predicted model, not a curated record. The coding region runs from base 1 to 3987 and encodes 1328 amino acids. NCBI's taxonomy places the organism in Eukaryota, Metazoa, Chordata, Actinopteri, Pleuronectiformes, Soleidae. Gene Ontology annotation, biological process: meiosis I.
AUGACAGCAGAUAUUUUAGUUUGUGACAAGAUCCACUUUAGACAUGACCCAAAAUGGAGUGGUUACCUGAUGCCUUCAGAGGGUGGAGGUGGAGGACUGCUGAUCUGUGUUGCCUGUGUCAUUGAAAUGCUUGAAAGCAAAGACAUUUCGUCAGUGAGGAAGACUUUUGCCUUGUCUGCCAUCAGUGGGGUGCUGAAGAGUUCUUCGGGCGGUUUGAGAGAGCUGCUACGACAGGACUACCAAGUGUCUGUGCGUUUUACAGCUUCAUUACUGGGGAUGCUUCACACCACAGAGGACCCAGUCAUUGAGGAAAAGGUUCAGCAAGUCCUGGUUCAGCUGCUGUUGGAGCUCCAGAGUGAGGUGUCAUUUCACUUUGUUUUGGAUGAGAUAAACAAACAGCUAAGUGACCAGCUCAAAGUGAAAGGUUUCCUGCCAUCAUAUAACCUCCUGGGGACCCUGGUGGAAACAGUCCCCAAUUUGGCCCAUUGCCUGGUGACUCAGUAUGUACCCUUGCUGGAACAUUUGUGCUCAGCCUUGCUCUACCCAGAUGAAGCACUGAAGUCCUCAGUCUUCUAUGUCUGGCUCAAACUGUUCGGCACAGCUGGGGGAUCCGCAGCGCAGUCUAUACCUCUUGGCAUCAGGGAAAGAGUGUGUAUCCUGUUGAGUCAGACUUUGGCCAAUGCAGGCUCUGCACAUCUCAUCAAAAAUUGUGUCGGCCUGCUGUGGCUGCUGGUGCAGCAGGGAGAAAUGGUGUCAGUUCUGAUGAAAAACCCUGACAGUCAGACGGUGUGCGAUGAGAACCAGAGCAUCCACACAGGCAACAGCCAGACCAUCUGCCAACACCAAGAGCAACAGCCUCUUGACCACAGCCAUUUGCCUCUCAUAUUGAAACAGUUGCUGCUGAGUGGUGAUGAGGUGUUACAGGUGACCAGUGCUAAGUGUAUUGCAGCUGUCCUGGUUCAUUCUCCCAGUCAGUACAGUGCGCCCUUCAUCAAGGCUGACAUACCUGAGUUUCUGUUUGACCGUCUGUCCAGUACCAGUAGUGAGGUGCUGCUGUGGUCUGCCUACAGCUGUUUGGUGUUACUGACCGAAGACCCACUCUUCUUCUCCCAGUGUCACUCUAUCUAUGGUAUUGAAUCCCUGGUGCGCAGUUUAAAGGAGGCUCUACAGUUGUCCAACCUGGAGGUGCAGAAACAAGGGCUGCUGCUCCUGACUGAGAUAUUGGAAAGGCAGCCACCAAAUGUGCGUCUUUUCUCCAGUGGUCCCGGGUUUGUAGCGGUUUCAGAAGCUGUGAUAGCUGGAGUCUCCUCCCCCUACUUGCUGGUAGCCACACAGGGUGUCAGUGCUGCCACUGCCCUCUUCAGGCUGAACCACCAAUCCCAACCAGUACAGUACACUGAGUUAGAAAGACUGGUUGAGGCCAUCACUAUUCGAUUCUCCGAGCUCCCCCUCCUUUCCUCUGCUCAUCACAGAAGCUCUGGGCAUGUGAAGAUGUCAGGCCUCAGCACAACGGCUUCCAGGUUUGAGGCGUUUCUGCUCCAGGCCUUGGUUUGUUUUCAGGCUGUCUGCAGGUUGGCUGAGGAUUGUGCAUCAGAGCCUGAUCUGAAGGAGAAUGCAUUCACAGCUCCCGAUAAACACAGCCAUGCUCAGGACUCAAUGGAGUCCCUGUGUCACUGCCUGCUUCGCUGCUGUGACUCCAUCUGGAUACCCACCGUUACCAGGACGUGUGAGCGUGCACUCAACGCUCAGAUACUGCAGUACUUCUACUCCGUCCUGUCCUCCCAGUUCACUCUCCUCCCUCCUCUCAUGCCGGUUUUUGCAAAUAAGCUAGCCUCCUCCGGGUUCUUCAGGCUGGCUCUCGAACACAAAGGUCUUCUCUGUGCAGGAAACAGGAACCCAGAACUGAAUGCAUCGUGCUGUGGUUUUCUACAGAAACUCAGUAUGUGUUUACUUUCCCAGUCAGACCCCGCUUCUGGCUCCAAAAAGCAUGAUGUUGAAGAGGUGGAAAAUGUUCUGCUAUACAACCUUCCCUCUCUGUGUUGUCGUCUGUCUGACUGGCCUUCACUGCUGUACGAAGACUCAGGACGCCAGCUGUGUGAAUAUAAAGGUCCAAGGGCCACUCAGUACUGUCUGGUGAUAAUGCUUCACCUUGCCUUACAGCAAGGCGACAGGCUCCUACCAGACCAGACUGUGUUCUCCAGUGUUUUGUGGUGGUUGCAUUCAGUGCAGGACCAGGGCAGCUGUGAUCUGCCUCGCUCAGUGCUCCGCUCUGCCCUCUACCUGCUUGCAGUGACACAGGACAAGAGCCAGAGUCUUGACAGGGCUCCAUUGAAUUGCAUCAGCAAGGCACUCUCCUCUUGUCAAAGCUUCUCUUCCCUUUACAUUCACCAUCCUGCACUCCUCCAUUUCAUCUUUCGCUAUCCGGAGCUAGCAGAGAAAUUUGGGCCCUUAGUCCUGGAACUUUGGUUAAACAAUCGAGCACAGCACACAGAUGCAGAGCAGUCCAUGGUAAGGAGGCAAGAAGAUCAUGAAGAGGAGACUCACAAUCAGGAGCCUGACACUGAAACUGAGGAGCUUGUCACGCUGAUAGAGAAGCAUCCAGCUGUCAUACUGAUCCUCCUGGACAUGCUUUGCACCAGGGAGGCCCCUCUAGCAGAGCGAGCCCUUGGCGUACUAGAGGUGCGAUUAUGUGGUAAAAGAGAGUAUGAAGUGGAUUUGUGUUCCAGACUUAGACCAGCCCUUCUUCAGGCACUGCAGAGGUUCAGUGUGGAGAAUGUCGACCAUGUGCUCGGAGAGGGGCACACCAAACAGUUGAACUCCCUCCCUCUGGUGCUGAAGCUGCUUUGUGUGACACAGGCCAGUGACCUGCCUUUAUCUUCCUCCUACAGUAAGAUGGACGGAGUGCACUUCAAGCUGCUCUACCAUGUAAGUAAUAUAGCAGGAAGGUUGAAGCCCACCAAUACUGAGAGCCUGCUGCCUGCCCUCAGUUACCUGUAUUGCUGCCUGAGUCUGUGCCCCUCACACUGCACUGACAGAGCUGUCUCCACGCUGCUAUCGAACACUGGACUGAUGGACCAGCUGCAGACAAUCCUUUCCUCCUGCUCCCCUACUCCUUGCCUUCCUCCGUCAGCCUUUCCUCCUUCAUCCCUGCUGUGCUGCAGCCAUUUACUCCUGUCCUCUCUCAUUAAAUUGCAACGUGUUCAUUCUGCUCAGGUCCAUAAGAGCAUCAGUUGGCGUCUGGACACAGCUGUGCAGCAACUCCUUGUUCAGAAAAGAAACACAGAUGAUCUUUUGCUGGUCAGCUAUGUGAGGCUACUGCAGGCUCUACUUGAUGCUGACCUGGUAUCGGCAGUCAUAUGUGUGAGCACUGGCCCUGGCUUGGUUGGGCCCAGACCACUUGGCGUCCAGGACGGAGCUUUGUACCCACUGGGCUGCAGAGGCGCUCAGUUUCUCUCAAGUGCUCUCAGUGGACUUCUUUUACAGAAGCACGAGCUGCUGCUAAGAGCCUCGGUCAACUGUUUGAGCUCCUUGCUGGGCUUCCUCCAGAGAAAGAGUCAUAUUACAGCAAAAUAUGUGGUGUGCCAGCCAUGGACCCGAUUCCUACUUUAUUGCCUGCUUAACUCAGGAGAGAGUUGCUUUCUGCACCCUGCCAUUCUCAGACUCUUCACACUUCUCCUGCUGCACAGCAGUACGGCUGUGCUGUGGGAGCCUGACCUGCUCCGCGUGAUGGAGGCGGUCGAGAGGAGGGGGGUGAAGGAGCUCAGCCAAGAAGCAGCACAGGCCCUCAGGCUGCUCCUCACACAGAUCCAGAGCAGUGCCCUGCAGUGUCCUCCCACAGAGGGGCACACGCUGAGAGUGAGGAAUAUGAUGGAGGAGCUCAACCUACAAACACCAGCAAAGAGCUGCGUUUCCAGUGUGUCCAGCAACAUCCUGCAUGUCAACGAUGUGUCCAUCUGUCUGUCAGACUUUACACUGACGCUAGACUGAUGUUCCAGCUAAAACUACAUGCACCUAAUUAAUAAUGAUGCUAUUGGUUUGACAGCUUUCUUUCAUUCAUGUGUGCCUGUUGUGUAUUUUCUGUUUCCCUCACAUGCUCCUGAUGGCAUUUAAUUGUUCAUUUGAAAUGAGUCAUUUGAAUGUACAAGCGGUGUUAAAGACAAAAUACUCAGCUGUGAACCUUUGGCAUUUCAAGACAAUGCAGCAUCAUACAAACGUCAGAUCUAAAA